UUAUUAAGAUUUUUUUAAUUUAAGAAUAAAGAAACGCCGCGCAAAGACCUAAAAGGUCUCAAAAUCUGAUCUUUAAGCAAAAGCAAAACUUCACCUUCUCCUCUUUUCUCUGUUAAAUUCUCAAUCAUCAAUUCCUAUCAAGUCCUGUAGUAGCUUUAUUAACCUGCUUCACUCAGCUUUGAUCAAACCAGAAUCUUUUCUACAUUCAUCCUACCAACCAUGUGGAGGUUCAAGCCAUUUUUGCAAAAGGAGCAAGCAGGGCUCGAGGGCAGAUCCCUUGAUGUGGGCAAUCUUAAACUUCAUGUUCGCAAUGCCAUUGCUGAGGGUGGUUUCUCUUGUGUUUACUUAGCUAAGGAUGCUAUACAUGCUUCAAAGCAUUAUGCCUUGAAGCACAUCAUAUGCAAUGAUCAAGAGUCAUUGGAUUUGGCCGUCAGGGAGAUCUCUAUCAUGAAAUCACUUCAAGGACAUCCAAACGUCGUCACACUUUAUGCACAUACUAUCUUCGAUCUGGGAAGGACCAAGGAAGCCCUCCUUGUCAUGGAAUUUUGUGACAAAUCUCUUGUUAAUGUAUUAGAGACAAGAGGAGCUGCCUAUUUUGAGGAGAAACAGGUUCUUACAAUUUUUAGGGAUGUGUGCAAUGCAGUCUUUGCAAUGCAUUCUCACUCCCCGCCAAUUGCUCACAGAGACUUGAAACCGGAGAACCUUUUGUUGGGUUCCGAUGGAUUUUGGAAGUUAUGUGAUUUUGGGAGCACAUCUACCAAUCACAAGCGUUUUGAGAAGCCUGAAGAGAUGGGUAUAGAAGAAGACAAUAUCAGGAAGCACACCACACCAGCCUAUAGAGCACCUGAGAUGUGGGAUCUUUUCCGGAGGGAACUUAUAAACGAAAAGGUAGACAUAUGGGCCCUCGGGUGUCUUCUCUUUCGAAUUUGCUACUUCAAGAAUGCAUUUGAUGGUGAAUCAAAGUUACAGAUCUUAAAUGGGAACUAUCGGAUUCCGGACUUACCUAAAUACAGCUCUUCAGUCACAGACCUAAUCAAAGACUUGCUUCAAGCUUCACCUGUUGAGAGACCUGAUAUCACGCAGGUCUGGUUUCGUGUUAAUGAGCAGUUGCCUGCCACUGUACAGAAGUCCUUCCCUGAUCGGCCACCUGAAAUGCCAUCUUUUGAAGAAGGUCUUCCAAGGUCUGCAAAUAGGUCACCUCAGAUGCCUCAUAGAAGUUCUCCGUCCCCACCACCUGGUGGACCAGCUAGGAAUUCACCACAGCCUGGCUCAAGGGCAAGUGGUGGACAGCUUGGUGCUUUCUGGUCCACUCAGCAUGCAAAGGACUCAAGUGUUACUGAAGAGAAGAGCAGGCCCAAAUUUGAUGAAGAUCCAACCAGCUAUAGCUCAAUAAAAAAUGACAGGAGUCAUCUUGAAAACAACCCUUUACCCAAAAACAGCAGCCCUGUAAGAGGGGAAAACGAACAAACUCAUUCUACUCGAAGAAGUGCGCGUGAUAAAUCACGCAAACCUGAAGAUGGCCCUGCUAAAGAUUUUGAAAUAAAUUUUUUUGAGGAUGAAGAUACGACCACUACUUUUCAAGAUGAGGCAUUUAAUACAUUUGUUGCUGAAUUUGAUACCAAUAAGAUCAGUUCUGGAAUUAGCAAUAAAAAUACUGGAAAAGAAGAAGCUUUAGAGGCUGAAAUAGGGAGGCUGAAAGAACGGCUAAAGCAAUCCAACUUGGAGAGGGCUGAGAUGACUUCCAAAUUUGAAAAGUUAUCUGCAAUUUGUCGAUCCCAGAGGCAGGAAAUACAGGAGCUCAAGCAAGCUCUUGCUGGUAGAACUCCAUCUCCAAAUAAAAGUACUUCAAGAAAUCAGAACUUAUCUGGAAGUCAACAUGCUGGAAGUCUGCAGAGGGAUAAGAUUGAAGGAACAUUGUGGGAAUUCUCGCAAGAAAAAUCUGCUGACUGGACUACUGCUAGCACGGAAGCAAAGCCAUGGCAAGCGUUUUCUGAGGAUGCCAAACUGCAGCAGCAGCCUCUUUCAAAGGAUAAUAUCCAGUCAGUUAGAACCAGAAAUGGUCAGUCAAACAAGCAUGCUGCUCAAGCUUCUUCUGGUUUGGACACAUGGGGUUUUGGUACAGAUAGCUUUACAGCUGCUCCUGCUGCCAGCCCCCAGAGAUUGAAACCACCUGUAAGUGAAGGAAGUAGUUCUCAGCGCUUCGGUGAGUCAACAAUCAAGGAGAAUCAUCCAACUUCUCAACCUGGUGGGUGGGCUGGUUUCUGAUAUAGUCAAUAUGAGAACUAUGAUUUAUGAGGAAUUGUCUGUCCGCAUAAUGACAUUUUUAUAUGCUUCUUGUUGGGAAAGAUGAGGAAACAAAGAGUUUGAAUAAUGUGACUUGCCAGGUUUGUUUGCUACUAUCUAUUGUCUGUCAAAUAGAACAUUUGCACAUUUUCUGUGGGCUAAGCAGCAAAUACAAAAUGUAUACUGUUCUCCAUGACUUGAUGUUGUUCACAGAUAAUAACUUUUUUGUUGAAAGUGGUAG
Messenger RNA from Durio zibethinus, 2524 nucleotides. RefSeq lists its product as uncharacterized. Gene Ontology annotation, molecular function: ATP binding; protein serine/threonine kinase activity. NCBI's taxonomy places the organism in Eukaryota, Viridiplantae, Streptophyta, Magnoliopsida, Malvales, Malvaceae. The record is from RefSeq and is a predicted model, not a curated record. Gene Ontology annotation, biological process: protein phosphorylation. Gene Ontology annotation, cellular component: cytoplasm.